Cheilinus undulatus (humphead wrasse) is the source of this 3401-nucleotide messenger RNA. Its product is annotated as carboxy-terminal domain RNA polymerase II polypeptide A small phosphatase 1-like. The coding region runs from base 314 to 1102 and encodes 262 amino acids. NCBI's taxonomy places the organism in Eukaryota, Metazoa, Chordata, Actinopteri, Labriformes, Labridae. The record is from RefSeq and is a predicted model, not a curated record. Gene Ontology annotation, molecular function: RNA polymerase II CTD heptapeptide repeat phosphatase activity. The transcript is spliced from 7 exons.
UUUAAGUGAAAUGGGAAGCCUUGAAACCUCCAUGUUUGUAUCUUGAAAUUGCGAGCGGAGUUGAGCACCAUAUUGAAUCAAAGUUGCCAUCUCCCUGUCAAAUGUUUUCCAACUUUUCGACUUCAGACUUUAGCGGCGUUUCGACAACUUUUGGAGUGUAAUGGACGAACUUUAGGCGACUUGUGGCGAUGUUUCCCGGGCCGUUACAGCCUCGUUGUCGUUGACGUGAAGUAGUUUUAAUGCAGCAGCGAGUUAGCGAACAAUCUCUAACUUUAAAGUGUGAGGUCAGCAUUGUGGACCAGACCUGGAUGUGAUGGACAAUCCGUCCUCAGUUAUCACGCAAGUCAGCCGGGAUGAAGAGGGAAACAAAGCCGCAGGAGAGAGGGGUUCGUCCCCUGCUCUGUCCUCUAAGAAGCCUCGCAGCAGAGGCCUCCUCUCCAGCCUCUUCUGUUGUCUGUGUCGGGAUCAGCCCGAGCCUCCGCCCGUCAACAACAACGCCCCUCUGCUGGUCGAGGAGAACGGAACCGUCUCAAAGAUUCAGGUAAAGCCGCUGCUGCCUCCAGUGAAGUCAAAAGACUCUGGGAAGAUCUGUGUGGUUAUAGAUUUGGACGAGACAUUAGUUCACAGCUCUUUUAAGCCGGUGAACAACGCAGAUUUCAUCAUUCCCGUGGAAAUCGAUGGAACGGUACACCAGGUGUAUGUCCUGAAGCGGCCGCAUGUUGAUGAGUUUCUGAAGAGGAUGGGCGAGCUGUUUGAGUGCGUCCUCUUUACUGCCAGUUUAGCCAAGUAUGCAGACCCCGUCUCCGACCUCCUCGACAAAUGGGGCGCCUUUCGCUGCCGCCUCUUCCGGGAGUCGUGCGUCUUCCACCGAGGCAACUACGUCAAGGACCUGAGCCGCCUGGGCAGGGACCUCAACAAGGUCAUCAUCGUGGACAACUCCCCCGCCUCUUACGUCUUCCACCCUGACAACGCGGUGCCCGUGGCCUCAUGGUUCGACGACAUGUCCGACACCGAGCUGCUGGACCUCAUCCCCUUCUUCGAGCGGCUGAGCAAAGUGGAUAACGUCUACACAGUCCUCAAACAGCAAGGGACCGCGAGCUAACAGCGUUUGAUUUUUUUUUUAUCAUCUCAGCCUUGAACAACAACAGAUUUAAAAAACACCAGCUCCAGCUAUCACUGCCCCCUCUGAACACAGACUGCUUCACAGCUGACCGAGCCUUCACCUUCCCUGAAUCAAAACCAGGUCAUGUUUUUUGGUGUCGACGCCGCCACCUGCUGGUCAAAACUGUCUGGAAAAAGGCUGGGUACUAGACUUUCUCCUGUAUUAUGGGUGUAGCAGUCCCAUCCUGCAGAAAGUUCAGGAUUUAGACAGCAGGAAAGGAAAGACUUACACACAAACUGAUCAGUACUGUCACAUAAAGAGCAGACAGGUGUUGUUUUAGGUAAUAUUUGUCACCCUAAUCUCAUCAGAUCACACUAUAUGUCUGCAGACAAACACAAUGUGCCUUUUUAGAGUUUUUAGAGCGAUAUGAUCAGGUAUUGUUGCAUAAUCAUGACAGUGUUAUGGCUAAAUCUGAACAAAAGCGGGGUUGUAAAGUCUGAGAAAUUGGUAAGAGACUUUUUCAGUGCCUUGAGUGCAAUUCCAGCUUAAAAAACUUUUUUUUUUGGCCAAAAAAAUUUAGAAAAUUUAAAUUUCUUGCUUUUUCAGGUAGUAUCAGUACAACUUGUGGGAAAGUGGGAACAUAAAUCAGUUUAAAAAUCUGUUAAAACAUGCUGAUGCAUGUUUAAAAAUUGGACUUUCCUGCAGUGAUCACUCGAUAUGUUCCCCGCUAAACAAGCUAAGCUUUUUUGGCAAGUGUCUUUAAGGAAAAAGAUGAUGAAUACAAUAUUUUCCCUUUAAAUCCUGACACUAAUAUGAACAUCAGAGCAUCCACACAACUGUAAAGGAGCAGCUGCUAUGUUUAUCGGACAUAGAUCAUGAUUAUUGGACGUGAUGGACGCCCCAAAUCACCUGUCUUGGGCCAAGAGGACCAGUACUGCCUCCUGAAGCAGCUUGGAAACUGGUCUUAGUGAAUGUUGCAUCAUCACCAUUUGUGGUUUUAAAGCCACAUAUACAACACUUGAAUUUCUCUCAGCAUUUACAGACUGUAUUUGAAUGGUAAAAGAGAGCUGCAUGAUGCAAAAAAAAAGGAGUUCAACUUUGGCUUCUCAUAAGCUUCAGAGUACAUGUUUUUUUUCCUGAAAGCGGUACACAUUGGCUGGGAAGUAUUUCAGGACUUUGUUAUAAAAUGUGUGAGUGGUGAAGCUGCCAUGAGGACUCAGAAAAGGUGUUUGAAAAACAAAAUGUCCAGAUUUAAAGGAGAAAUUCACCCUGAAACGCUUCACUGUGAAAAUAAUACAAAAUUUGGUCAUUUUUUUUGCACCUUGGAUUAAAAAACAUCUCCAUAAAAUGUUUUUUUAGAAGAAAUAUCCACCAUUAAGAGGCAAAGAAGCAUCUUAUUCUCUGAAGCUGCAAAAAAAUGCAUUCUGGGAAAUGUAGUUAAUGUUUAACAGGAAUCAAAUUCAUCAAAAAUUUAUGUUUAACCACUUGAAGGAGUUAAAGAGUGGAUUAUUCCUUUAAAAUCAACUCCUACAUGGAGUUUGACCCAAACUGGACACCGUUGAGACUUCUCGUAUGCGUUGACAAUACCAUGUGUUGACACUGAUGAAUGCAGGUGGAUUUGACGAAGUGCCUCCGCUGAAGGCUUGUGAUGUGACUUAAUCUUGACGGGACAACAAGAACAAAUAAAUCCACUGUAUUAAGAGCUAUUACAUUAUUUUUCUAUGUUUAACAAAUUCUUGUCAAUCAAAUUAGCCUGUUUUUUUCUUUUCUAAAUAAUGAUUUAUUUCCUCUUUUUGCCCUGGAGUUGGUCCUCUUGAUGCAUUAAGUGCAUAAACACCAGCAAAUGACUAAAAAGUAAAGUAUGUUUCUGUUGUAGGCACAUAACUGGGUAAACGUUUCCAUAGGUGUUUCAUGUAAGCCAUCUUGUCUCAAUUGGGCUCAAUGCUGGUAACUGUUGUUUUAUAGUAUUUCAUUGGCAAGAAAGAAUAUUUAUAGGAGCAUACAGUCAUUUAAUUCACAUAAAACAAGUGUUGUGUCACUACAAGGGCCCAUUCACUGAUACUCUACUUCUUACACAUUCAGUAGGUUUGUAUAUUUUGUUUUGCACAGUAAUAAAGCAAACAAAUUGUCAUUAAUAUAUGGAAUAUUCAUGUUACUGUACUCAUGAUUGAAUAGAUGUAACCUAAUUUUUUUGACCUUUUGUUUUAUCAUACCAAAUUAUAUAUGGACUCUAUGUAAUGUAAUUUUCUUUCCCAUAAAUGCUAAAUGAAAGAUGGUCCAAGUGAGGUUUUGUUGAGCA